GUGCGGCUUGAACCUCCGUCGCGAACGCAUCGUACCGUCGUGAGGGGAGGGAGGGGCGCCGUCGCGAGCCAAGUCUAUCAGCUCCGCGACAAUCCGAUCGGCACGACGAGGACGACGACGGCGACGCGAGCGGCCAGCCGGCUCGGACCUAGCGUGUGAUUGUGCGUGUGCGCGAGUGCUGUGGGGAGUGCUGUGGGGAGUGCCACCGGCGGGGAGUGCCACGAUGAGCGCCCCGUGAGUGAUGCCCGGCGAUGGCGCCGGGCGGGUGAUGGCCACCUCGGCCAGCCCGGCCCCGGCCGUCUGCUGCCUGGCCGUCCCCCCGACAUGGUGACGGCCGGCCGCGGCGCGCCCUCCCGCUGCACGCUCCUGCCCCUGACCCUCCUGGCCGUGGUGCUGGCCACGGCGUGCCGCGGCGCCGUGGUGCUGGGGCAAGCCGACGACGUCCGCGACAUGACGCCCGUCGCCGCGAGCCGCCCGCGCCACCACCACCACCACGACGACUGGAUCCCCGUCCCCGACGACGGGGGCGGCGAAGACGACGAGCCCGGCGCGUUCCGGACGCGGCGGGCGCUGCGCCGGCAUGAAGACGCCUCACCUCCCGACGACGGGGACCUGGGGGCGGCUUCGGGGGCGGGAGCCCCGGGAGGGGCCGCGCGCCAGGAGCGCCAGGAGCGCUCCGCCAACUUGUCGCACAUUGCGGGUGCCGGCAGGAAGAUCAUGAUGUACGUGAGGAACAGGCACCUGCAGAUCCUACCCGACGGCACCGUCAACGGCACCGACCACGAGGGCAGUGAUUACGCCGUGCUCCAGAGGACGUCAGUCAAUAAAGUGCAAGUGAAGAUGCAGGGGAUAGCGACGUGCCUGUUCCUCUGCAUGGACGCCUGCGGACUGCUCUACGGCUCGAGGGAGCUGACGGACGACUGCGUGUUCAAUGAGAUGCUGGAGCAACACUACUACAACACGUACUCGUCAGCCAAGUACAGCGGCACAGGCCCCCGGGGCCGUAGCCUGUACCUGGCACUGGACCGACGGGGUGCUCCCCGGCGGGUGCAGCUCCGGAAGGAUGCGCCACAGGGGCGACUGGCCGCCUACACCCGUGUCCUCACCAAGCCCGUGGCAGCCGAGCGCGUGGCCGACCUGCUCACCCGACUGCGUGGGGGUGGUGCAGGGACGCCCAUGGGGACGGGGGCGGCACCGCACUUUCGGCACCGGGGCCACCACGCGGCGUGCCCGCCCCAUGGUCACCCGGAGGCCACACCCCGGAGGCCACGGCGAUGUCCGCGCCCCGGGCCAGCGGCAGGGCCACGGAAGCACGGCGUCGGCGUGGUGGCGCGGCGACGCACCACGACAACAGCCCCCGCGACCCCCGCGCCCGCCUUCAGGCCGCCGUCGGCGCCGGUGGUGCCUCCUAUGGCGCUCCCCCUCCCUGCCGCGCCAGCGCCACCUCUCGCGGGAGCGCGCCCGUCGCGGCGGAAGUGCGAGGCGACCGAGGAUGAAGACCUGUGCCACAAGCGGCUGCAGAUGAUCGCCGCUAAGAAGCGCAAAUCUAGGAAUGAGAAAAAACAGCACUUGUCGCACCACAAACGACUUAAGGUCGUCAGAAAGACGUCGGUUUCUCAUGCCGUCCCUAGUACGCCUGCUUUAACAAACGGCACAACACUCUCAACCACGACCACUACUGCAGUACCCCCCAUAGAGAUCCUUGUGGCGCACCCCGCACUCCAGAGAUCCCAACCCACGACGACGACGUCAACCACGUUCACGCCGCCGACAGCUGGGCUGCUACACGAGGGCGACACGUCGGAAGAGGAGGAAGGCGAUGAGGAUGGAGAGGAACACGAUGAAUCAGUUACCAUGACGACAGAGGCGUUCACCACCACAGCGUCGCUAGAGGAGCCGGUGACGGCGGCGGGCGCAGUGGUGGUCGACGACCCCUAGCUGGUGCUGAGCGUCGUGGCCCUGGGCGUGAUCGUGGGCGCGGCCCUCUGGGGCCAUGGCGCUCGUCUGAUGGGUGACCCAGACUAAGGGUGCAACCAGGCUUGUGGGGCUGAGCCCCUGCGGGAGGCUGCAGGUGUGUAAGCAUACUUCUCGACGGAGCCAGGCGGAGCGGUCGCACACACAGUAGAAUAAGGCCCAGUGCUGCACUUCCCGACAUGUGGAACCCUUCCUUCCUCUACCAACAGUAUUACUGUAGAUAUCAUCUUUCUGUGAUGACAUGAACGCAUCCAAUCUCCUUUUAGCAAUCACAAAAGGAUGAGUAAGCAAAUUAUUAUUAUUACCAACAAUGUAAUAAUAAAAAGCUUAAGUAUUAUUAUAAUUAUUACCAAUUAUGUAAUCCCUGCCCGCUAGUCCGCACGCACUGCCUUACAACUCAUCCUGUCUUCCAUGCUCGCAAAACAUUCAUAUUCAUUUUUUUUAUUUAUUUUUUUUACAAAAUUGAAAACGUGAAGAAAUACGUAAAACAGUGCUGUGAGGUGGUCUGCACGCGGACUUGUUAAUAAUGUGAUGAUUCUUUUACAAAGGACUUGUGAGCUCUAACAGUCAAGAGAGCCAAUUAACAUAAUGCCUAUACACUCCACAAUAUGUGCCAUUAUUUGUAUAAGGAUGUUUCUUUUUGUAUAAUAUAUUGUACAUUGCUUCCUGUUUGAGUUGAGAAGACAGGAUAUAAUAUAGGUAAAGUAAAGGUAAUUUUAUGUCAAAUCUCAUUCUGAGAACAAGAGCAAAUGCCUUCAAGCAUACGUCUUGUCUCAAUAAAACCAGUCUUUAAGAAAAGAG
This is a messenger RNA of Frankliniella occidentalis (western flower thrips), 2775 nucleotides long. RefSeq lists its product as uncharacterized. The transcript is spliced from 3 exons. The coding region runs from base 325 to 1938 and encodes 537 amino acids. Lineage: Eukaryota; Metazoa; Arthropoda; Insecta; Thysanoptera; Thripidae. Gene Ontology annotation, molecular function: growth factor activity; fibroblast growth factor receptor binding. Gene Ontology annotation, cellular component: cytoplasm. Gene Ontology annotation, biological process: positive regulation of protein phosphorylation; cell differentiation; positive regulation of gene expression. The record is from RefSeq and is a predicted model, not a curated record.